AUGUUCGUGCUGCUGAAUCUCGGAGUUGGCCUAUUCUCCCGAUUUGGUCCCGACACCAGCAAGGCCGAGUACAUUAUCAUCCAGAUUAUCUUCUCGUUUGGUCUUGGUCUGCUCACUACGUCUAACCUACCUGCUGUGCAAGCCGAUCUGCCUGAGAGUGACGCCGCUGUCUCCACCGCUGCAUUCGAUUUCCUGCGCAGCUACGGCGCCAUUUGGGGACAUGGAGUCUCCGUCCCCGCACCAAUCUUCAACGCGCGCUGUGCAUUGGAAGCAUGUAGAGUUGGUGACCAGACUGUGCGCGCAGUUCUUGAUAGCGGAGCCGCGUACGGCUACGUCACAAAUGUCCUCUCGAGACUCCCUCCAGCUGAGCCCUCAGGUCCAAGACGAGGGCUAAUCCUCGUAUUCUGCGAGAAGGAAAUCAUGCUGCGAACUACUCUGGAGACGGAAUAUGGAUUCGAUGACAAGAAGGGGAAUAACGCGGACAAGGCUGUCGAGAAUGGAGCAUCCGGUGCCUCGAGUGACGGUGAGACCGCUUCUAUCAAGCCUGCUAACAAGUGA
This is a messenger RNA of Metarhizium acridum CQMa 102, 558 nucleotides long. The record is from RefSeq and is a predicted model, not a curated record. NCBI's taxonomy places the organism in Eukaryota, Fungi, Ascomycota, Sordariomycetes, Hypocreales, Clavicipitaceae.